UUUUUGAAUAAGCAAUAGUCGAAAAUGGCCACUUUGAGCGUUAAGUUAUUGGAAGAACUCGUCACUUGUAACAUUUGCUUAAACCAAUACGAUGAGAGAAUUAGGAAACCCAAAUUUCUGCAGUGCAGCCACACCAUUUGUCUCGAAUGCUUCCAGGCGAUACGUAAUAGGUACACUAUCGCAUGCCCUUUCUGUCGGACAUCCACAUCGAAUGGCCAUAUCUAUGAAAUCGAAUGGAUUCUACCCACCAACCAAUACGCUCUGGAUAUUCUCAGAUUGAUGAGAACUGCAUUAAAGGUGGAAGAGGAUAAUCAAUUUAUAGCUGCACUAGCCAUGAGGUAUUGUAGAGAGAUGGAGGAAGCCUUGAAUGAAGAGAGCAUAUUGGACCAGGAGCAAGAACAAGAGGCCGAAACCGAUUCGUGUGAUACGAACAAUUCCGAGACGUUCGAUCAGGAACUAAAAUAUGUAACUGAAAAACCUAUUUCGGAUUCUAUUUUCACCUUGGUUUUUUCCCGAUUAUACUAUGCCCUUAUUUUACUAUUUUGCAUAUUGUUGAUUUUAUUUUUCUACAGUCUUCUUUUUAUAUUUGCAAGCGUAUUUCUUUGUGAUCACAGUGGAAUUUGUAGUGAUCUCGUCGUGUGGUUUAUCCAACACUUUUUAGAAUGGAGCGAUCUACUUACCCCAAUGUUAUGAAGAAUUUUAGUAGUAUAAGAAUAAUAAUAUCAGUUAACACCAGUAAGUGAUACUUUUGGUGAAGUAACCUUUGGAACUCUUGUUUGCUUUGUGCUAGAAAGCAACAAAAUUGGUUGUCAUUUUGUUUCUGAA
Molecule: messenger RNA, 825 nt
Organism: Daphnia pulex (common water flea)
Lineage: Eukaryota; Metazoa; Arthropoda; Branchiopoda; Diplostraca; Daphniidae
Product: E3 ubiquitin-protein ligase RNF168-like
Exons: 2
Coding region: 25-693 (222 amino acids)
Biological process (GO): protein ubiquitination
Molecular function (GO): ubiquitin protein ligase activity
Source: RefSeq, a predicted model, not a curated record